Scheffersomyces coipomensis is the source of this 3463-nucleotide messenger RNA. Its product is annotated as ATP-dependent RNA helicase. Gene Ontology annotation, cellular component: nucleus. The transcript has a single exon. The record is from RefSeq and is a predicted model, not a curated record. NCBI's taxonomy places the organism in Eukaryota, Fungi, Ascomycota, Pichiomycetes, Serinales, Debaryomycetaceae. Gene Ontology annotation, molecular function: RNA binding; RNA helicase activity; ATP binding. Bases 176 to 3349 code for a protein of 1057 amino acids. Gene Ontology annotation, biological process: maturation of 5.8S rRNA; RNA catabolic process.
AUUGCAAAACCUCUUUUGUAUUGUAGAAAAACUGGGAGCGCACAAAGCCCAAAUUAAAUAAAUUUUUCGCAUCGCCAAACAUCAAAAAUAAAAAUAAAUUUUGAAAAAAUCACAAAAUUGUAUGGAAACCUAUCUGAUAUAUCAGUAAGAAAGUACAUCGAUUGGAUUUGACAACAUGGAUGAUCUCUUUGAUGUCUUUAACGAGGCUCCAACUACUACUCCCGUAGUGGUGCCCGAGGUUGAAGGGACCAUUCAAGAGAAGGUUGAUGUAAAUAAUACCAAAAAGAGACAAGCAUCGGAAGAACCAAGUUCUGAAGAUGCAGCUCCAGUCGACAAGAAGAAAUCAAAGAAAGGCAAACAAGAUAUCAAAGCUGUGGUGUAUGAUUCGGUUGAGAUUGAAGCUUCUAGAGAAGUUGCUGCUUCAGAGGGUUUAAUGGCAGAUCCAUCUGCGACUAAGACUGAAGGUGGACAAUUAAAAUUAAGACAUCAAGUUAGACAUCAAGUGGCUGUUCCACCAGAUUUCCCAUAUGUUCCUAUUGGUGAACAUAAAAGAGUAAAUGAUGCCAGAACUUAUCCAUUCGUAUUGGAUCCUUUCCAAGAUACCGCCAUUUCAUGUAUUGAUCGUGGUGAAUCGGUAUUAGUAUCUGCACAUACUUCAGCUGGUAAAACAGUUGUUGCUGAAUAUGCUGUUGCUCAAUCGUUAAGAGAAAAACAAAGAGUCAUUUAUACUUCUCCCAUUAAAGCUUUAAGUAAUCAAAAAUAUAGAGAAUUAUUAGCUGAAUUUGGUGAUGUGGGUUUGAUGACAGGGGAUGUUACUAUAAAUCCUGAUGCCGGUUGUUUAGUUAUGACUACUGAAAUUUUACGUAGUAUGUUAUACAGAGGUUCAGAAAUCAUGAGAGAAGUGGCAUGGGUUAUCUUUGAUGAAGUUCAUUAUAUGAGAGAUAAAUCAAGAGGGGUGGUUUGGGAAGAAACUAUAAUUUUAUUACCGGAUAAGGUCCGUUAUGUUUUCCUUUCAGCUACAAUUCCUAAUGCUAUGGAAUUUGCUGAAUGGAUUGUGAAGAUUCAUGCUCAACCAUGCCAUGUGGUUUAUACUGAUUUCCGUCCAACUCCAUUACAACAUUAUUUAUUCCCUGCUGCUGGUGAUGGUAUUCAUUUAGUGGUAGAUGAAAAGGGAACUUUCAGAGAAGAAAAUUUCCAAAAGGCUAUGGCUUCUAUCAGUGAUAAUGUUGGUGAUGAUCCAGCAUCAGCUGAUAAAACUAAAGGUAAAAAGGGUCAAACUUUCAAAGGUGGUAAAGAUGGUAAAUCAGAUAUUUAUAAAAUUGUUAAAAUGAUUUAUAUGAAAAGAUAUAAUCCUGUCAUUGUUUUCUCAUUUUCCAAAAGAGAUUGUGAAUCAUUAGCUUUAAAAAUGUCUAAAUUAGAUUUCAAUACUGAUGAUGAAAGAGAUGCAUUAACUAAAAUUUUCCAAAAUGCUGUUGAUUUAUUACCUGAAGCUGAUAAAGAAUUACCUCAAAUUAAAAAUAUCUUACCUUUAUUAAGAAGAGGUAUUGGUAUCCAUCAUUCUGGUUUAUUACCAAUUUUAAAAGAAAUCAUUGAAAUUUUAUUCCAAGAAGGGUUAUUAAAAGUUUUAUUUGCUACUGAAACUUUCUCAAUUGGGUUAAAUAUGCCUGCCAAAACUGUGGUGUUUACUUCAGUCCGUAAAUGGGAUGGUGUGGGUUUCAGAUGGGUUUCUGGUGGUGAAUAUAUUCAAAUGUCAGGUAGAGCUGGUCGUCGUGGUUUAGAUGAUCGUGGUAUUGUCAUUAUGAUGAUUGAUGAAAAGAUGGAACCUCAAGUUGCUAAAGGUAUGGUUAAAGGUCAAGCUGAUAGAUUAGAUUCUGCUUUCCAUUUAGGAUAUAAUAUGAUUCUUAAUCUUAUGAGAGUCGAAGGUAUUUCACCUGAAUUCAUGUUGGAAAGUUCAUUUUUCCAAUUUCAAAAUGCUGCAUCAGUUCCAGUUAUGGAAAAGAAUCUUCAAGAAUUAUCGGAUAAAUUAGUUACCACUCAAAUUGAUGAUGAAGCUACUGUUAAAGAUUAUUAUGAUCUUAAAUUACAAUCUGAAAAAUAUCAAGAAGAAGUAAGAUAUGUUAUAACACAUCCAGGUCAUAUUUUACCAUUUUUACAAGAAGGUAGAGUUGUUAAAGUUAAAAUUGGUAAAUUAGAUUAUGGAUGGGGUAUGGUUACUGCAUUUUCAAAGAGAUCUAAUAAAAGAGGUCCAUCCCAAACUUUCAAUGAUCAUGAAGCAUAUGUGGUUACUGUAUUUGUUUAUACUAUGUUUAUUGAUUCACCUGUGAAUUUGAUUAAACCAUUCAAUCCAAUGUUACCAGAAGGUAUCAGACCAGCCAAAGAAGGAGAAAGAUCAAGAGCUGAAUAUAUUCCAAUUACUCUUGAUUCAAUUGAAAAGAUAAGUAGUGUGAGGUUAAGAGUUCCAGAAGAUUUAAAAUCAUCAACAGCAAAGAAAACUUUAUUAAAAACCAUGAAAGAUUUACCUAAAAGAUUACCUGAUGGUAUACCGUUAUUGGAUCCACUUGAUAGUAUGAAAAUUAAUGAUGCCCAAUUUAAAUCAACUUUAAGAAAGAUUGAAGUAUUGGAAUCGAAAAUCCUAAGUAAUCCAUUACAUGAUUCAGUUAGAUUAAAGGAUUUAUAUGAGAAGUAUAGCGAAAAAGUUGGUAUAGAACAAAACAUGAAACAAUUGAAAGAUAAGAUAUUAGAAGCACAAGCUGUGAUUCAAUUGGAUGAUUUAAGACAUAGAAGAAGAGUAUUAAGAAGAUUAGGAUUCACUACUCAAAAUGAUAUUAUUGAAUUAAAAGGUAGAGUAGCUUGUGAAAUUAGUUCUGGUGAUGAAUUAUUAUUAACUGAAUUGAUUUUCAAUGGUACAUUUAAUGAUUUAACCUGUGAGCAAUGUGCUGCGUUAUUAUCAUGUUUUGUAUUUCAAGAAAAGGCUAAGGAAGUUCCAAGACUUAAACCUGAAUUAGCUGAACCAUUAAAAUCAAUGCAAGAUAUGGCCACUAAACUUGCUAAAGUUUAUAAAGAAUCGAAAAUUGAAUUGGUUGAAAAAGAUUAUGUUGAAUCGUUCAGACCAGAAUUAAUGGAAGUCACUUAUGCAUGGUGUAAAGGUGCCUCAUUCACGCAAAUCUGUAAGAUGACAGAUGUUUAUGAAGGUUCACUUAUCAGAAUGUUUAAGAGAUUAGAAGAAUUGAUUCGUCAAUUAGUCUCUGCCGCAAAGACCAUUGGUAACAGUGAAUUAGAAGAAAAGAUGGACAAGGCUAUAGAAUUAGUCCAUAGAGAUAUCGUGUCUGCUGGUUCAUUGUAUCUUUAGACAAGCCACAUUAGCUACCCCUAUCGUGUAUAUUAAAAUAAACAUAAAUUUUGUAUAAAUUUGUAUAAUCAUGAAUGUGAAAAUUUAAAAGUAGGCGCAAAAUUUGGGAUCUUU